AUGAAUGUGACGGAUGAUAUGCCAUGUAAUAUUUGUCUAACAAGUUAUGGCUCUGCUUCAGUCGAUCACCGAGCUACUAUUUUAAUGGUGGUCCUAGUGGCUAUCGUUCUUGUAGCGUGUCAUGUAAGUGUACUCUGGUGCGCUAUUCGUACGCGCUAUGAACCAGAUAAAACUGUCAAUGUUAUCGAUACUACUGUACAUGACAAUGAGGCAUAUAAUAUUGAAGAGGAAUACGAUGAGGACAUUGUACAUGAAACUGAAACUGCAAGAAUUUCAAUUCUACGAACAGCCACAAUACAACAUGUUCAUUCUAUAUCUGAAAAAUCAUCGAUGUAG
Rotaria socialis is the source of this 336-nucleotide messenger RNA. The record is from the annotation of a GenBank genome assembly. NCBI's taxonomy places the organism in Eukaryota, Metazoa, Rotifera, Eurotatoria, Philodinida, Philodinidae.